AUGAAAGAAGAAAAGCUGUCUUUAUUACCUUUAAAACAUAAAGCAGGUGGUCAUGUAGCCAUGUUUCGGUUAUCAAAUGGUCCUUUAUGUAAAGCCAUUAAAACGAAUGAACAUGCAUUUUAUUUAAAUGUCAUGAAGUAUGAAGGAUUAAAACCUUUUCUUCCUAGAUAUAUGGGACUUAUCCAUGUUGUUUAUGACAAGGGAUUUCCAGACAUUGCAUUACCGUCUGAUCGAAAAAGACUCUGUCAAUUCCAACAGCAUGGUCAAGUGGAUCCUCCUUCUAUUAUCUCCAUAGGCGAGCCAUUUAUGGUCAUGGAAGACUUGACACUUGGUCUUGAAAAGCCUUGUAUCCUUGAUUUAAAGAUGGGUACAAGACAGCAUGGUGUUUAUGUGACAGAAACAAAGAUGAAAAGUCAAAAGACAAAGUGUGAACAGUCUACAAGUAGUCAAUUAGGUGUUCGUGUGUGUGGUAUGCAGGUAAGCCUCUUUUUUUUUUCAUGA
Messenger RNA from Gilbertella persicaria, 501 nucleotides. RefSeq lists its product as uncharacterized. The record is from RefSeq and is a predicted model, not a curated record. Gene Ontology annotation, biological process: inositol phosphate biosynthetic process; phosphatidylinositol phosphate biosynthetic process. Gene Ontology annotation, cellular component: cytoplasm; nucleus. The transcript has a single exon. Bases 1 to 501 code for a protein of 166 amino acids. Gene Ontology annotation, molecular function: inositol hexakisphosphate kinase activity. Lineage: Eukaryota; Fungi; Mucoromycota; Mucoromycetes; Mucorales; Choanephoraceae.